AUGAGAAGUACUGCGCUGAUGUAUGCGGCUGCUGGUGGCCACUCUGACGUCGUCAUGGCCUUGUUGGAGGCCCAGGCCUGCCCCGCACUGGUGGACCAGAAGCAGCGUGCGCCCUUCGAGAUGGCUCGUGAGGUCGGAGCUGAAGCGCUUGCACGCUAUUUGCAGCGUACUGCUGAGCAUUGGCGGAGCUCGAACCCAAGCUCGAUGCUUGCACCUGCCGAGUGGCAGAAGCCAACAGGAUGGCGAGAGGCUGCGCCCGAGGUGGAUCAGGAAGGCUCGAAGCUCGCUGGCCUAACAGCUGCCGUUCAAGCCAGCCGCAGCAUGCAGGCAAAGGGGAAGAAGGUCAUCAUUGAAGUCCUGAGAGCAACAGGCCUUCAAGCUGGCAUGUUCAUCAACAGUCUGGAUCCCUUCGUGAAGGUGCGUGUUGGACAAGAGGUGCAAGAGACCCAGUACGUCGUCAGCUUUACAGAUCCAGAGUGGAACGAGCAGUUCGAGUUCUUCAUCAUGGGGACUGAGGUGAUCAUCUUUUCUGUGUGGGACUAUGACCUCACAGGCGGCGAGGAUCACGACUUCAUCUGUCGUGCCGAGCUUCCAGUCAAGCAUCAUGUCAAAGAGCUGUACAAGGGUCAGAAGGUCACGCUCGAGCUUCAUCUGGAGAACAAGACUCACGAUGAUGAGUCCACCCUGUUUGUCUCCAUGCAGCUUGCAGAUUUCGUGAAGGACCCUCAAAGGAGGAUUCCGGAGACUCGCAGAGUCAGCGAAGAUAGGCGGCCUGCACCUUCUCCUGCCGCUCCUGCCAGCAGCGGGGCCUUCCUGUGA
Symbiodinium sp. CCMP2592 is the source of this 819-nucleotide messenger RNA. NCBI's taxonomy places the organism in Eukaryota, Dinophyceae, Suessiales, Symbiodiniaceae. The record is from the annotation of a GenBank genome assembly.